Lytechinus variegatus (green sea urchin) is the source of this 6317-nucleotide messenger RNA. RefSeq names its product mucin-5AC-like. NCBI's taxonomy places the organism in Eukaryota, Metazoa, Echinodermata, Echinoidea, Temnopleuroida, Toxopneustidae. Bases 1 to 3588 code for a protein of 1195 amino acids. Gene Ontology annotation, molecular function: metalloendopeptidase activity. Gene Ontology annotation, biological process: extracellular matrix organization. The transcript is spliced from 12 exons. Gene Ontology annotation, cellular component: extracellular matrix. The record is from RefSeq and is a predicted model, not a curated record.
AUGGUGAUCUAUUCACUUGUGGAUGUUGGUGAUGCUGCCAGGAAACUUAGGAGGCCAAAGAGGAAAAGACAACAGCUACAUCAUCCAAACGAGAUUGUUGGUUGUGAUGGUGUAUUAGGUUCUGGACUGACAGAAGACAAGUGUGGUGUGUGUGGUGGAUCAAACACAGAUUGUCAGAUCUUUUCUGGUAUAUUUGACCAACCUACCAUGAAGAUUGGAUACCAUACACUGGUUACCAUCCCAGCAGGGGCUAUGUAUGUUAACAUCACAGAGAUGACCAGGAGUAGGAACUAUCUAGGUCUUCAGAUCUCAGGUGGAAACCCUGUGUUCAAUGGCGGUUGGAGCAUUGACUAUCCAGGAAACUACUCUGCUGGUGGAACCAAUGUGAUGUACACCAGGUCAGCCAGGAGUAUGAGUAGCAGAGGAGAACAGAUCCUCAUCAUGGGACCAACAUCAGUAGCUUUGGAUGUGAAGAUCAUUUACCAGGAAAGAAAUCCUGGAAUCUCCUAUGAGUAUGUCAUUCCAAAUCCUCCAGAGGAGAAGGAAGAGCGUCCCCCACCAAGACGUCAGGAGGAGGAGGAAGGUGGGAGGCAGACAUCACAGCAGAACCCAAGGGUACAACCCAAAGCUACUCAACCUCCAUCGACUACCACAAGACCUACUACAACACCUCCAACAACAACUGCAAGGACUACAACACGUAGUACUGUAAGACCAACAACUACUGUUCCUACAACACCACCACCACCCCCACCUCUGACAACCACAAAUGCACCAAUCAAAGAGGAGCAGCCUAAAUCUGUAGGAGAGAAGGAGAUGAGCAUAUCAAGUGGUGUACUGCCAGGAAAUGGCAUGGGUGACAAGGAAGCACCUGAAGGAUACCCAGGAGUUAGGUAUACCAUCUCAGAGUCAGAACAAACACACAGAGAGAAUCAGGGUCUAGAAGCAGGUCCAGAGGGCAGGUACUAUAACAGACCAGAAGGGUCUCCAUUGUCAGGAGUAAGUACAGUGUCAGGGUCAGUAUCAAGAAGCAAUCCUACAGUGCCAGAAGGUCAGAGACCUUCUGGACCUUCUGUAGAGACUGGGCUGGGGAGCAGUGGACCUUCUAAUCCAGGUAGAUCAAACACAGACCACGGACGUGGCACUAUUUAUGUCCCAAGUGAAAGUUCUGGCAACGUACAAGCAACACAGACUGAGAUCUUGCGGGGUAGAGAGAGGGGCCAAGGAGAAACUCCCAGGAAACAAGGUCAAGGAGAUGCAACCGGAAGAGCUGUGCCUCCAGUUUAUGUUUCUAAUCCGCAACUAGGGCGUGGGCCAUCUCCUGCAAACUCAGAUAGACAAACAUCAGCAACAGGUACAGGAACUCAAAGAGAACCAGAACAAUCUCGUCCUUUUUAUGGGUAUUACCCAACCGGAUACAAUCCUCCCGAAACCAGAGUACCUGAGAGUGAUGCCAUUCCUCCUGUUUCAAGUAAUUCUCAAGUAGCCUCUCAGUCAUCGUUCAAUAGGCCUACAGGUAAUAAUCCACCAAAUCCGCAAGGUUCUUCAGGCAUUAGCAGGCCUUUCAACUAUAAUCCAAAUCUUCCAGAUGGUAGAGGAACAACAGUUAACAGUGGACCUAGAGGACAGUCCCAUCAAAAUUUAGGAACAACUGCUCAAUCGGGAGUUACCAGUGGUAGGUUUACUACAGGAACAAAUUACAAUCCACAGUCCAGGUAUCCUACAGGAAGCAGAAACCCGAGCAUUGGUCCUAAUCCAGGUCGCCCGAGACCCAUGUAUGGAGGAGAUGAGCCAAGUGGUGAUAUAGUAUACAAUCCAAAUUACAGACCACCUACUAAUCAGGGUUUUCCUCCUUACAACAGUCAGGGAGUACCAUCAGGUGGACAACCAUCAAACCCUACAGGACAGGGAAUUCCAGUGAAUGGGCAGGGUACACCUUCCCAAACAGGAGGAUAUAGGCGUCCUGGUGUGGGGCAGGACCAACCUACAUUUGGACAAGGGCGGCCAAAUAUUGGACAAGGGUUUCCAAGUCGGGGCCAGGGGGUACCACCCCAGACAAGACCUGACCGUUAUCCUUUCCGACCAAACCCAGAUGCGAUCCCAGACAUGCCUCCACAGACGUCCUCUAACCUUCCCCAAACUAGCGGACAGAUUGGCAUCUACCCCAACCCUGGUCAGCAACCACCAUCUGGACCUAUCUUUGGGCAGGAGAAUCCGGAGACCAACUACAGCCCAUUAAACAGUGGAAUUCCUAGACCAGUUGUCCCAAUCGGGGGUGAGGAACUUGAUGCUUACACCAGUGAAGACUACAGCUCAAGCAUCCCAGAGGAGGGGCAAGGCAAUGAAGCCACUUUUGAUAGGCUCCCUGGUGAACCUGAUCCUGCGGUGAAUCCAGAAGCUCUUUACAUAUGGAUGGAGACAGGGGUUACCGAGUGCUCUGUGUCAUGUGCAGGAGGUGUCCGGGAGACUAUCGUCCAGUGUAUCAGUGAGAACUCUUUCUAUAUUGCUGAGGACAGCAUGUGUAAUGCUGAUUUCAGACCAGCAUCCAGGAGAAAGGCUUGCAAUAUUGAACCAUGUCCUCCAGUUUGGGAGGAAGGUGAAUGGAGUGCAUGUAGCCGUACCUGUGGGGAGGGUCUUCAGAUGAGACCGGUCACCUGCAACCAGAAACUGACCCCAUCGGUCACUCGUCCAGUCUCUCUUGACCAAUGCAUAGGUCUUCCCAAGCCUUUGACCACUAGGCCAUGCAACGCAGAGGUGGCUUGUACAGCAUGGAGCCCAGGGAGCUGGGGAGAGUGCUCUGCAGAAUGUGGUGAAGGUGAAAGAAGAAGAGAUCUGAGAUGUAUUAGUGAAGGUGGUAAUGAAGUACCUGAAUCUGAAUGUAGUCAUCUUACAAGACCAGAUGAGACACAAUCAUGUAAUGCAGGAACAUGUACUACAUCAUGGUUCACUAAUGAAUGGGCCACACAGUGUUCAUCAGAUUGUGGUAGUGGAACAUUAUCUAGAGGUGUCAUAUGUAGUACAGAGGGUACCUCAGCAGGAGCAGUACCUGAUGGUCAGUGUAGUGGUCAGCAGAAGCCAGAUGAGGUCAAAACUUGUACCGAGGCACCAUGUGGUCCAAGGUGGUUUACUUCAGAAUGGAGCAGGUGUUCUGUAGCAUGUGGAACAGGAACCAAAACCAGGAGUGUUGUCUGCGUGUCAUCAGACGUCUCCCCGAGGAUACUACCAACCUACCAGUGUCCUGUGUCACGCCCGGAGACCAGCCAGCCCUGUGAAGAAUCAGAAUGCGCUGGAGUACACUGGUUCACAUCAGAAUGGUCUGAGUGUUCACAAAGCUGUGGUGGAGGAUUCCGCACAAGGUAUGUCAAGUGUUUAGAUGGUUUGAUGCAGCCUAGUACACAAUGUGAACUAAGAGAUAGACCAAGUUUGAGACAGUCAUGUAACAUACAACAGUGCAGCGUAGUAAGACCGAAUGUUCCGGCAUCUUGUACUGAUAGAUUUUCAUACUGUGAUAAGAUCCAUCAAGCAAGGCUGUGUUCAUACUCUUACUAUCGACAGAGGUGCUGCUUGUCAUGCUAUCAACAAAACUGAAAAUAAAUUAUUAUAUUUCAUUCUCUCAACUCUCAAAUCCUUUGAUAUGGAAUUUUAUAUCUGAGAAUAGAAGAAUAAGAGUUUACAUGUAUUUAGUGCAGUUGCUCUGUAAUAUUAUGGUGGCUGCAAUGCUGCAAACAAAUGAAGAAAAAACUUAUGAGGACAACUCUUUACAUCACUGCAAGUAUUUGAAUGAGGUUGGAUGCUGAGGAUUGAAAUUAAAACUGCCUCAUGAUGUGAAUUUCAUUUUUAUGCAUUGCUGCAGCUUUUAUUCUUGAAAUAAAUUGACAGUGUAUAUUUCAAAAUGAUGUAUUUUUAUCUCUUUAAAAUAUACUUGAUCCAGGAAGUUGGAAUAUCAUUUGAAUAUGCACACAUAAAAAUAGCAUCCCAACUUUCACUGUAACUUUGGUCAUGAAUUAAAAAAUGUUCAAUAGCAAAUCAAAAUUGCAGUUUCAUAUAUGAUUUUGAUGAAAAGUGAAUAAAGAAUGUGCCUUUUAUCUAUCGCUCUUAUGCUACUUUAAAAUGGUGCUUGUGGUUAACCCCUUGGAUACUGGACCUUCAUACAUGUGGAUUGGGUCUAUAGAAAAAGUGUAAUAAACAUAAUCUUCUAGUCUCCAACCGGUUAAGAGGGUGCUCUAUGGUAAGAUAUUAAUUUGAAGAGCUCUAAUUGGGUUAGAGUUGUUUGUUCAUGUUCUUAAAUUCUAUUUAUAUGAGCUAUAUGUACCUUGAGAUUGUAGUAAGAUGCAUUAGGUUUUUUUUUUACCUGGAUAUACUAUGCAUGAGGCAGAUAGCCCAGAUAUUGUUAUCCUUUCUCACAUGUAUAUUACCCUGUAAACCAUGGUGCUCUUUAAUCUUAAGAUGUGUUUCUACCACUCUUCUUUUUCUCUUUCAUACAGUAAUAAUGAUUUGUACAUGAUUUAUACAAAACAGUUCUUUUCAUUAUUAUGAGUGGAUUUUUAACUUUGUAUAUUCUCUCAGCAAAACAAAGUGUUGUGGCAAAUAUGACUAUUCUUGUUAGGUGACACUUGGGCUUGUCAUUAGCAAUUAAACGUUAUGCUUGGGGAAAACAGAAUCUUACCACAAAGGAAAUUAUCAUUAUACAAUGGUCCAUUCUGUUUUUUUUUCUUUCUCUUUUGUUUCUUCAUGAAUAAAGCAGCAUUAUUCAUUUGUUUUAUCAUUUUCUUUGAUGAUUUCUUCCCUUUAUCAAAGGCAUAGAUGAAUAUGUCAGAGCCAGUUUUAACAUGACUUUGGGUCUAUGUAGUGAAGUGCUGCAGAUAGUGACUCUUGAAUUUAUAUUACAAUUCAUUCUACAAGUGUGAUGGGGGUAAUAUAGCCUUCUAUGGAAUUGAAUUUGAUUCUGUAUGAAAUAUAGGAUAAAUCUUAUAAGAUCAAACAGAAUUUUAUUUUAUGUUUAAAAACAUUUAAUAAAAUUACAUUUGAUUUUUGUAAAUUUGUGGUUUUAAUCUUGUGUAGCUUGAUUAGUAGAGACGUCAAAACUUGUAGAUCUAUUUUUAGAAUUUUGCUGCCAAUUAUUUAGUUUUUAAGUACAUUUUCUUCUCUUUUUUCUCUGGGUUAUAUAUUGUAAGAUUUUAUUCAGGUAUGAGCCUGCAUUAGGUUGUAAGUUAUAUUGCAAUUUCUGUGUUAUGCAUUGUUUUGUCCAGUAUGUUAUUUAUGUAUGUAUUAUACAACAUCAAAAGUGCACAUUGAACAUGUUUGAUUAUAUUUCAAAGCCAUUUGUUAUUUCAUUUUAUUCUUUCCCAAAUGACAUCUAUUGUGAUUUCCUAAUCCAUUGCAGAAUUAUUUAUUAGAUUAAAAAUCAGCAGCAAUUAUGUGAUCUUUAGUCAAUGGUGAAAAAGGGAUUUCAAGUUCUUAAAGGAAUUAAAAAGGAAUUAAUCUGUAUUUUGCAGAAUCCCCCCAAACCAAUAUAUUUCUAUAAAAAAAAGGUUUAUCAUGGUAUUUGGUAAUUAACCUGACUUGUAAUAGAAACAAUAAAAUAUUUAUAUUCAAAUGAAUUAUAUUUCAGACCUGUUUAAAGUAUCUGAUUAAAGAUAAUGUACAUUAACCAAUAUACAGUGUGUCCCAGAAAAAAUAAAAUCAGGAUUCCCACAUUUUUUCCUUCAAAGACAAAUUAAUUAUAUUUCAUUUACAUCAUCAUACAAUUCAAUUAUUACUCUACAUUUUGAUAUCUAUUAUGUGACAAACACUUCACGCAUUAAUGAGCUAGAGUAGUUUAAAAUUUUAAAUUCAAAAUUAGGAAGCAUAGAAAAUUUGGACAAGAUUGGUUCGUGACCAUCCUUAUGCGACGAUCGGCUCACUGGCAUUUCUUUUGUAAACUUUAAAUUUCUCUCAAUGAUCCCUGAAAUGAGAGUGAAUUCAGAUUAACAAGUGACGUUCUGCGCAAAUCUUUCCUGAUAGGCCUCAUUAUUUAUUGUUUGUCAUCUGCCAUGCAUGAAUGAUUUGCUAAGCUGUUGGUCUCAAAUUAAAGAUGAGAUUCCACUCUUAACCUGAGUAAAAACAUGUUUAAUAAUUGUGAAAUCUAUCUCUGAAAAUGGGUUUCCUUUUUGUGGGAUGCACUGUAUAUGUAAUUUAUGAAUCAUUCAAUAUGUAGUAAUAUGAGGCCAUUUUAUGUGAUAAAUGAUAACAUUGUGUAUGCUGAUUAGUAUUUCAUGUUUGCUCAUUUACAUAUCAUUGUAAAUAUGGUUGUUUUGACCAGUAAAAUGUAUAUUAUA